Marchantia polymorpha subsp. ruderalis is the source of this 565-nucleotide messenger RNA. The record is from the annotation of a GenBank genome assembly. NCBI's taxonomy places the organism in Eukaryota, Viridiplantae, Streptophyta, Marchantiopsida, Marchantiales, Marchantiaceae.
GUUUCUCCUGAAGGAUGGAUACACAUGUUCUGGACUCAGUCAGUGAGUUUAGCCUCGUCCAGUCUAGUCGAGGUGAUAGUCAUCAUGAGUUCGCCUGCAAAGCUAGCAAUUUAAGGCAGAAAGGACUCUUACUUUGAGGAAGAUGGUCGUCACAGAUAUUGCAGCAACAUGAGACGUGGGGUGCUGCUCGACGGUGGAUCUAUUUCUGCAGGUUGUGGCAUUCUCAAAGAUGAAUGUGGUUUCCUGCAACUUUCUAUACACAGGUUUUUAACACCCGUCUGCUCCCAUCUGCUCUGCGGCCUUCACUGGUACAGUCGGUGAUGAAGGAAGCGGCUGAAGGCAGAAGGGAAGCUGGGAGAAAUUGCGACAACUGGAUUUUCCGGACGAAAAGAGCAAGUACGAGGGCGACGUGGGACCAAAGCCCACUAGCAAAUCCGUUAUGAGCGGGUGGUGGGAGUGCGAAUAUCCAGGUGUUACUCAUCUUUGACCUUACAAAGUAUCCGUCACAUGUUACUCACAAAUCAAUGAUAUCGAAGAGUGAACCUCCUAUUUCCUCCAUAUAACU